UAAGUGUACUUUUAAAAUCUGUAAACAUCCAUAAAAAUUGCUAAUCUGUAAAAGAAGAACUAAAUUUAAAAGGAAAUCAACAAUAAAAACCGUCGCCAUGACAACGUGGUUUUUUUCUUGUCCAAACAAAGAAACAAACACUCUUAAAAAUAAACUCAACAACUUAACACAAACUAAACUAAAAUGUACAAGAAAACCACAAAAUCCUCAGCAAUUUACCACAUCAAAGACGACAUUAAAAAUUUUAAAUUUAAACUUACCCUGCAACACAUAAAUUCGUUGCUUAAUAUUCAAAAGUUUGAUGUCAAAUCAUCAGAUGGUUCGUUAUCAGUGUCAGCCAAAAAUGAAGAAACCACCAUCAGCGAAUCUUCUCUAAAGGUAAUAACUAUACAAUGGCAAGAAAAGCUUUUUAGUGCACAUGAAAUCGAAUUCUUUAGUGACAUCAAUAACUGCCUUACUGACGUUCAGAAGUCUUAUCAUCAAUUAAUCCUCGAAAAAGAACAAGACUCUUUGGGCAUUUCAAAUGAGCCCUUCUUUACGUACGUCGAUGAGGACAAUUUUGUUCCCGAAUCAGAAGCGAUUACUUCGGAGAAGGAUUUGGCAGGAAGACAUAACGAAAACAACAAAGAUGACUUUCUUCAGAUGCACGUCUAUGCUGCUAUUAAUCCGAAUACAAUGCUGAUGUCGCUACGAUGGCAGAAGAGAGACAAAAUUCUGCAUAUUUAUCCAGACUUCAACAAUUUCCGGGAAAAUCCAUACUUCCUUGAGAUCGAUACGGAUUACCGUCAUCUCUAUGCAUACGGCAUUGAGAAUACUUCCAAGCAAUCCCGUCUAAGGCGGGAAAUCUCUCCAUUUGCGGAACUAAAGUUACCGGAAAUACCACACUGGGUGAGCUUCGAUGAACUCUCAGCCCAAUUCUCAAUGCCACCCAAACGUACCCGACGAGUUGCCAUACAAAUGGAAAUUCAAAGAGCUCAAGACUUCGAGUACGACAACAUUCACGUACGAUAUCACAUACGUUUACCAGACCGAACAAUCCUGGAGGAUGGACUAUUAAAUGCAUCUACGCAUUCUUCUAAAGCAAACAACCAUGGAGCUUGUGGUUUUGGACAUUGUUUAGAGCUUGUGCUGUUGUGCGAGGAGGAUUUUCAACUUGAGAGUUUGUGUCAUGUUUACUUCGAGGUUAUUUCCGUGGAUGGUUGGGAAAGGGAAAGAAUCGAGGGAUACGCUCACUUAAGUUUCGUUCUGGAAAAGGAUUGUCAAGCUACGUUGGUGCCUUGCCAUAGACCGAUUGAAUGGGGAAUGUUAGAAAAAUUGAAUCGAUCUUUCAUUGGGGGUCGUAGAAAAUUUGAUUUUGAACGAUUCUACAGGGGUGAUGGGGAUUUCAUUAACCGUUAUGGAACGACAAUGGUAGCUACGGGAACAUUGGCAUUACGAUAUCAAAUUCUUACACAGCGGAAUCCUGAGUUGCUUAGGCCAGCGAUGGGUUCGAUGAACGGAAUGACCCUUGAGGAUAUAAUGAAGGCAUACAGAGAAGGACGAAGACGUCUUGAGGCUGUGGUGUUGUUAGACAAAUAACAUUAUGGGACAUUUUAUACUUAUGAAUAUGUAGUAAGGAAUACAAAAUUGAGCAAACAUGCUAAAAAAAUAUUAUGUUUUUUUAGUUUAAGGCCCGGUGCACACUUACGUCGUUUGAACUUAUGUUGAGUGUUGGCGCAUGAAUUUAUUCUUUCUUAUUUGACUGGGCAUUCUAUUAUAAGAAAUUAAUUAAAAUUUUGUAUAAAAUAAAUAAACUAAAGAGUAAUUUCUAUUUUGA
Eupeodes corollae is the source of this 1816-nucleotide messenger RNA. RefSeq names its product tectonic-like complex member Mks1 (gene Mks1). Bases 184 to 1578 code for a protein of 464 amino acids. Lineage: Eukaryota; Metazoa; Arthropoda; Insecta; Diptera; Syrphidae. Gene Ontology annotation, biological process: cilium assembly. Gene Ontology annotation, cellular component: MKS complex. The record is from RefSeq and is a predicted model, not a curated record. The transcript has a single exon.